Molecule: messenger RNA, 1371 nt
Organism: Myotis brandtii (Brandt's bat)
Lineage: Eukaryota; Metazoa; Chordata; Mammalia; Chiroptera; Vespertilionidae
Gene: HPCA
Product: hippocalcin
Exons: 3
Coding region: 17-598 (193 amino acids)
Molecular function (GO): calcium ion binding
Source: RefSeq, a predicted model, not a curated record
ACUCAGCUCAGUGGCCAUGGGCAAGCAGAACAGCAAGCUUCGGCCCGAGAUGCUGCAAGACCUGCGGGAGAACACGGAGUUCUCGGAGCUGGAGCUGCAGGAGUGGUACAAGGGCUUCCUCAAGGACUGCCCCACGGGCAUCCUCAACGUGGACGAAUUCAAGAAGAUCUACGCCAACUUCUUCCCUUAUGGUGACGCCUCCAAGUUCGCUGAGCACGUCUUCCGCACCUUCGACACCAACAGCGAUGGCACCAUUGACUUCCGGGAGUUCAUCAUCGCGCUGAGCGUGACCUCGCGUGGCCGCCUGGAGCAGAAGCUCAUGUGGGCCUUCAGCAUGUAUGACCUGGACGGCAACGGCUACAUCAGCCGCGAGGAGAUGCUCGAGAUUGUGCAGGCCAUUUACAAGAUGGUUUCGUCGGUGAUGAAGAUGCCGGAGGACGAGUCGACCCCGGAGAAGAGGACGGAGAAAAUCUUCCGCCAAAUGGACACGAAUAACGACGGCAAGCUGUCCCUGGAGGAGUUCAUCCGCGGGGCCAAGAGCGACCCGUCCAUCGUGCGCCUGCUGCAGUGCGACCCCAGCAGCGCCUCCCAGUUCUGAGCGAGGAGCCAGCUCCCCUCCUCCCCGCCUCCACCGGCCGCUCCCGGCUCUCGCUUCCCCUCCCUUGUGUCUCUCCAGGCUGGGGGUCAGACUGGGCCUUCCCCCCCCAGGGUCCGCACUCUGGGGGGAGCCUAUGGAAAAGGGAACCCUGCCGUCCUCCCAAGGCCCAAGCAAGCGGUUAGCACCCCCAAUCCAAGGCCAUAUCUCCCUUCGGCAAAGAUAGGGAGACAGGCUCUGGCGUGGUCCUCCCCUCCGAGUCAGCCUUCCCCUACCUCGAUCUCAGAAUUUCAACCAGCCCCCCUCCCAACCCAAAUGCACAGCCCCGAGGCCAGACGUCCCUCCCCCAAUCACCGGGCAGUUCCCCCUCCCCCACCCCACCCUGGUAGGUCUCAGCCUGGGUGGGGAGCGUGGAAACCGAGCCCAGGUGAGGAGCCAGUCUUUUUAUUUGGAGGGAAGAGAAGGAUUGGGGGGGGGGGGGCGUGGAGGGAUAAGGAUAAAGCUUCCUUGAGCCAUCCUUCCCUUCCUGCUGCAGCUUUUGUUGGCUGGAGGCCAUGCUGCAAAAGGAAAACCUCCCGAUUGCAGUGUGAGCCCCAUGAACCCCCGCCCGCCUUUCAGCACGUGGAUGAACACAGGCCCACAGACACACCUAACCGCCCCGCCCCCUGCAUCCUGCGUGGGAAAGCACAGGCCCUGGCCGAGCCCUCCCCUGCUGCAUGCCUCCCGGCCGAGCGUCUCUGUUCUUUUUAAUAACUUCAGAAUAAAGUCUCACUUCA